AUGGAAGAAGACAUAGUUUUAAUAAGUGUUCCCACGGUUGAUAUGUUUAGUGGUCCAAUAUUUAUUUCUGUUUUUGCUAAAAAAGAUCAAAGAAGAAAUUAUAAAGGUUAUGAUUUUUUUCUUCGUCCCAGUGAAUUUUCCGAAGAUCCUAAUAAAGAAAUGCAUAUCCAUGUUUUAGGAGAAAAAGGAAGUAUGAAAGUUCGUUUAAAUCCUGUGGAAAGAGAUGAAAGCCAACCAACCGACAUUCCUCCUCCUUUGGAAAAAAAACUGGUUCGAUUUGUUGCUGACAACAUAAUUGACAUAAAACAAAGAAUAAGAGAAGAAUUGCAAAAAAGGAACAUUAAAGUUCCACCGUUCUAA
Molecule: messenger RNA, 360 nt
Organism: Ambispora leptoticha
Lineage: Eukaryota; Fungi; Glomeromycota; Glomeromycetes; Archaeosporales; Ambisporaceae
Source: the annotation of a GenBank genome assembly